Sycon ciliatum is the source of this 2818-nucleotide messenger RNA. RefSeq names its product cytochrome P450 26A1-like. The transcript has 12 exons. Gene Ontology annotation, molecular function: oxidoreductase activity, acting on paired donors, with incorporation or reduction of molecular oxygen; monooxygenase activity; iron ion binding. The record is from RefSeq and is a predicted model, not a curated record. Gene Ontology annotation, biological process: sterol metabolic process. NCBI's taxonomy places the organism in Eukaryota, Metazoa, Porifera, Calcarea, Leucosolenida, Sycettidae. Bases 267 to 1670 code for a protein of 467 amino acids.
CUGCUUGUUCAAGUACUACUCACUACUACUACAAAAGUGUUGUAAUGAUCGUAUCUCCCAGCCUUUCUUGUUAGUCACCUUGCUUGACGUGUGCAAUCUCUCCUACUCCUAGUGUGUUUCUUGUAUAAAGAUCUGAAUUGCCGGAAAGGAACUGUCUGCAUCAGCCUGACUGCUGUAUUUAUUUGGUCCUUGGUCUGCGCGAAAACGAGGUCAAUCAAUACCGUCUCACUUGUCUCUUCCCAAAAGUACAAGCAACAAACUUUGAUAUGGAUACGACUCCCGGUAUGUUCAUGGGCAUAUCAACCUGGAUGAGAGGCCGCGUUGUGAGAACCAGUUCCGACGGCACACCCAGUACCGGCACCCCAAGUCGCGCAAAAUCCAGUUUAAGUACUGACAGCAUUCCCCAUGCUACUUGUUCGCCCUCUCCGUCACAAUACGAUGUCCCCGGAGCUGUCGGGACGACCUUUAUGGGCGACGAGUCGCUGGACUUCGUACGCAAUCCGGUAGAGUUUGUGCAGGAGAAAUGCCGACAGUAUGGACCGGUGUUCAAAUUGCGGAUCAUGAAUAAAGGUACAGUCGUAGUAGCCUCGAACGAUGCAGUCAAGGAGAUGCUUGAAGAGAGGUACGAUUGCUACUCCAUCGGUUUUCUCGAUCACAUGAAGGACAUCUUCGGUGAAAACAUUCUGUUCGCAGAUGGGGAUGAACUGGUGCGUUUAAGAACAGCAAUUCAGCCCUUCUUCACGCGGGAGUCUGUCGAGAAGUGCAUGCCAACACUCAAACAGAUAAUUAAUAACUGCAUUCCAAAAAUUACGCCUGGCUCUCCCAUUGUAUUAUAUGAGCUGUUCAAGCGGCUGUCGACAGAGCUCUCGCUCGCUCUCUUCCUCGGCAUGGAUCUGGAGGAGAUCGAGUCGUUGGUUGAUCACGUGAUAGAGCUUGGAAAAAGUCACUGGCAUGGCUUCGUCUCCGUCCCUCUCAAGUUUGUGCCGUCGUUUCUUGGGUCGGGCUAUGCGCAGAGCAUCGAUGCUAAAACCGAGCUGCUCAAGUUCAUCCAUGAUCGGAUUGAGGCGGGUAAACUGAAGAUAUCAGGCAGUGAUGACUUCUCGGGAUUCCAGGACAUUGACGAAGCAGCACGCCACGUCCUCGUCUUCAUAUCGGCACUGAUACCCAAAGCAUUUGGUUCUCUGCUAACGUCGUUCUGCCUGGAGACAGCGGCACGAAGAGAUAUCCUGCAAAAGUGUGUGGAUGAUGACAGCUUUCUCGACGACACACUCUUAGAGGUGUCUCGCCUGUGGCCGCCUUUCCUCGGAAGUCGCCGCAUCACUAAACAAGAGCAUGCUAUUCAAGGGCACACAAUACCGAAGGGCAUGCCUGUCUUGUACAUCACUCAUGCUGCCAAUCAUGAUCCGACAGUGUUUGCAUCUCCCGAUGAGUUCAUUCCACAGCGGUGGGCAGAAGACAAUCGCAAUGACCGGGAUCGUGUCUUCACUCUGGGCAGUGGAGGACGAGAGUGCAUUGGCAAAGUUCUCGCUCAGCUUCUGUUCAAGGAAUGCGCCAGGUCCCUCGCUGAGCACUGGACUUGGGAGCUACCCGACGGCCAGUCACUGCAGUACAAGUGGCUGCCCGUGUCUCGACCCAGUACCGACGUUGUAGCGUUAUUCACGCCACGCUAGCCCGCAGUGUCCGCCCUACCCAUCUACCCAUCUCCAACCAGACAAUGUACGUCGCUGUGUUUAGUCCUGCUGACGAGUGGAGGGGCACGUGUGAUCUGCAUGGCCACCUUGCCCCCCGGUUAGGCUGAAUUCCGUGUUGCAAGUUCUGGCCGCCUUGCCCCGCGGUUCCACUCAGUGUAACUUAGUAGUGUACUAUGGCCAUGCAUGACCCAGCCGCUGCAGCGACUGCUGCUCAACUGAAACUACGAGUAGCGCUUAUAGCGGUUUGCGCCGUGUUCUAGCAACCACCGAAGGGGUUCGUAGUCAAGAUGCCGCUCCGGGUGUACCUUUCGAAGUCAGUUGCCGGCAGGCUGAAUGUCCGUCCGUUCUUUCUUGCUGUGGCAACUGUGCUUUCACGUUUACCACCCGUGGACGUCGUUAGAUCACGCACUUCUGUGUGCUGCACAUGCCUAUUCUAGGCAGUUCUAUCUUGAGUACCGUGCUACUCAGGGUGGUGUGAUGUUUUUUAACGUUUUUGUUACAUGACAAGCGAGUAUUGUUCCUUGACUAACGGUGGUCUUGGACGUGGUCGUUUCCUCGCCCUUGUAUCAUCUGCCUUUCAUUAACUCUAUUUAUUCGUUUUUACUCCCGAUUAUUAUUGUUUUUAUUUUAAUAAUAUAUCGCCACGUACUGUACGACAAGUAUCAUUCUGAAAAUAAGGUAGCAAGUGUCAUAGUUUUGCAAACUCCACCCGCGCAUCACUGUACACUGUGUGUUCUUAGCCAAUCCGCUUGGUGAAUAGUCAGUCAAGGGAGCCAGUCUAGCAACCUGCUUUGAAUGCCACUUGUUUGUUCUUGUUUUUGGCAUGUGCCUGUCCCCCGCCCCCCGCCGACUUAUCCUUUGGGUGCACAAAAUGCUGCACUAUUUUCAGUUCUGGAGUACCACAGCCAUGCUGUGCUCUACUCGUAUCGUCAUGACGACAGUUGUAUAAUUAUUAUAUUCAUGUACACAUUUCAAAUCAAUUAUUUGCGUAAAUUUACGCUUUAUACUGCCCUUUUUUUUAAAACUGUACUGUCUUGGCGCAUGGCGCGCGUUUGACUGGCUCCAAUUCACUAGUAUCCUUUGCGAGACCGAGAAUGGAUACAAUGAAACUUCAGAAGAAGAACAAA